This is a messenger RNA of Durotheca rogersii, 1356 nucleotides long. RefSeq names its product glycosyl transferase family 90-domain-containing protein. Lineage: Eukaryota; Fungi; Ascomycota; Sordariomycetes; Xylariales; Xylariaceae. The transcript has 3 exons. The record is from RefSeq and is a predicted model, not a curated record. Bases 1 to 1356 code for a protein of 451 amino acids.
AUGGCCGUGCUACGCCGUUUCCGCGUGUUGCUAUUAGGGGUUACCUUGCUCGUCGUGGCCUUUGUGCUAUUAUUCGGGCGCGCGAGACCGCCGCCGACGAGACCGGCCGUCGUACCCCCCGCUGGGGAACCCGCGAAGAGACCGCUCCCCGCAUCGUCCGCGCAUCCGGUAGACGAGUCGUGGACAUUCGACGUAGAGAGGGACGGCCUCAAUUACGGACUCUCAGAAGAACAAUGUGAGAGCGCGUUUCCCCAGCUGUACCAGGAACUCGAUCGUGCACGAGACUUCCUCUUGAGCGAAAAUCGGCUCGUCAAAGAAGCCGACGUCCGCGUCGACGCGAAGGGGGAUUAUACAGGUCUUCCACACGGCGAAUUUCAUGUUAUGAUUUCGAAUGGCGAGCUUUACGUGCUCGAGGAGAAGAAGGGCGAACCGGACCGGUCUCGCGGCCUCGCGGCUCUCGCAAGUAUGCACCGCGCCAUAACUGCCCUUCCCGACCCUCGAUCGCUUCCGAACAUCGAGUUCGUGCUCGAUAUCGAGGACCGUGCAGCCAGAGGGGAGAAGAACCCCCAGCGUAUUAGGUGGGCGUGGGCGCGCGAGGAGACCGACCCUUGGCUUUGGGUCAUGCCCGACUUCAACGGAUGGAGCUACCCCGACGAUGGAAUAGGGUCGUAUGUGCAAUUCCGCGAGGAGGUGGCGGAAUUAGAGGCGCAGUAUGCGAACGGGUGGGAUGACAAAGAGGAGAAGCUGACCUGGCGAGGGAGCUUGGCCGUUAACCGCAAGCUAAGGAUGGCGUUGGUGGACGCGUCGGCAGGGCACGACUGGAAUAACGUCAAGAUGAUCGACUGGCACGACCGCUCGAAUGUCAUGCCCAUGCGCGAAUUUUGCCGUUCUAAGUACGUCGCCCAUACCGAAGGCAAUUCCUGGAGCGGGCGACUGCGGUAUCUACACAAUUGCAACAGUGUUCCGAUCAUUCACAAACUGAACUACGUCUUCCACUAUCAGCCGCUACUGAAGGAUAGCGGGCCUCGCCAGAAUUACGUCAAAGUAAACCGCGACUGGUCGGAUCUCAAGGCGCAGAUGGAUGGCCUGAUCGCAGACCCCGAGCGAGCACGGCGGAUCGCCCUGGAAUCGACUCGGGUCUUCCGAGACCGCUACCUGACGCCGGCUGCCGAGGCCUGCUACUGGCGUCGCAUGUUCCGCAACUGGCGUGCCGUGAUGGAUUUCGAGCCGCGACGGUACGAGACCAAGUCAGACGGCACCAAAGUUAGGCGAGGUGUGAGCUGGGAGCGUUUCGCCUUCCGACAGAAGAAGACUUUCGAGCAUGGGUUUUGGGAGUCGGACGGUGGGGACCAGUGA